This is a messenger RNA of Cordyceps militaris CM01, 1113 nucleotides long. Its product is annotated as DUF52 domain protein. Lineage: Eukaryota; Fungi; Ascomycota; Sordariomycetes; Hypocreales; Cordycipitaceae. The record is from RefSeq and is a predicted model, not a curated record. The transcript is spliced from 3 exons. Bases 1 to 1113 code for a protein of 370 amino acids.
AUGCCGGAAGCGCCGCUUACAUGCGACGAGGUCCUAGGCCGGGGAUGGAACGACUUUUCCGAGGACGAGAAGCGGUCGCUGCUCCGUGCGGAGCGCAAGAAGAUGACGGAGACGCUGGACCAGCUGCACGAAGACUGUCGGCCGCCCAUGAAGGCGUUUGACGGCUGGUACGAGCUGGCGCCGUUCCAGCUCCGAUGGAACUUUGACGAGUAUCUCGACGAGGUGCCCGAGACGAUUCAGGGCUCCCCGCUGCCGAUACCCGGGGCCCGUGCCAUUAUCGCUCCCCACGCCGGCUACGCCUACUCGGGACGGUGCUCCGCGUGGGCCUUUCGCUGCCUCGACCUCGCCCGGGCCAAGCGCGUCUUCGUGCUCGGCCCGACGCACUACUUUUACUUUCGCGGCCUCGCCCUGUCCACGUUUGCCUCGUACAGCACGCCCCUCGGCGCCUUUCGGGUCGACCAGCAGACGCUGCGCGACGUGCGCGCGGCUGCCGACGCACUCGGCGGCGCGCCCGACGUGCGCAACAUGCCGCGCCGGCGCGAGCUCGACGAGCACAGCCUCGAGAUGGAGAUUGCGUUCCUGUACCAGCGCUGCGAGGCCGUCUUUGCCUCGCCCGCCGACUUUCCCGCCAUUGUGCCGAUGCUCGUCUCCGGCGACGCCGACGACGAGCGCGCCGUCGGCCGCCUGCUGCUGCCGUACCUGCGCGACCCGGCCAACGCGUUUGUCGUGAGCUCGGACUUUUGCCACUGGGGCCGCCAGUUUGGCGACUACAGGCCGUACUUUCGCGGGGGCGACCGCGCGCGCCGCGUCAACCUGCGCGACGCCGACGCCCCGCCCUCCCCGCCCAUCCACGAGAGCAUCAAGAUGCUCGACGACGAGGCGAUUGCGGCCAUGGAGACGGGCUCGCACGACGCGUUUGUCGCCAACCUCGAGGAGACGGAGAACUCGGUGUGCGGCCGCCACCCGAUUGGCGCCAUGAUGGCGGCGCUGGAGCUGCUCGGUGCCGACGGCGCGCCCGAGGACAGGCCGCGGUUCAAGCAUGUCCGGUAUGAUCGCAGCGCGCUGCUGACGGAACCGACAAAGUCGAGCGUGAGCUACAAUAGCAUUUCUUAA